AUGUCAUCAAGUUUCAAAACACUUCCAAGUAAUGGUAUAAAUUUCAGCAGAUGCUUCACGAAAGCCAAGUUUGAAAUAGAGGAGGAUGAACCGAAGUGUCAGCCGCCUGUUAAUGCUUUGCAAGUAGCACCACCCGAGGCUAAGAUAAUCAAGAUUGAAUCGGAUGUGCUGAUGCAAACACCUUCUUUGCCUACGUCAACUAACGGAAGUCCUGACAAAGCAAAACAGAAUGAGUUUUCUGUGCUUGUGCCGCAUAUCACAUGUCCUCACUGCACGUUUUCCGGACGUACGUUCGAGUUCAUUGAGAAGCAUCGUCGUCUUCAUCAGACAAUAGCAAAUAUUACUCCGCCAACCCCGAAUACCCCUCCUGCUCCGAUACAUAUGCCGUCGAUGGUGCUUGUACCUGUAUCCAAUGUGCCGACAUCGCUGAUACCUCUCACGAAAACGGCACCUGUAAUAACAGUAUCUCUGAAUACGGUAUCAGGAGGACAAAUAACAAUACCGACAUGCACUCCUCUUCCAAUUUCUUUUGCAUCAGUACUUAAAGAGCAACCAUUGGUUCAACCGCCUGUAGUCGAAACGCCGGCAAAAGUGGAAGAGAAGCCUAAAUGUCCACCACGUCGCUCUGCAACUGAACCUUCUCUGCGAUUUAUCGGGUCAGACGGUGUGAAACGACGUCGUUGCCCGCUUUGUCCGUACGUGUCGAAAUUUUCAUGCGAUAUGCGGUCUCAUAUGGAAAUGCACGCUCUCAAUGCCCGGUUCAAGUGUUCCCAGUGUUCUUACAGCACAAAACGUGCCGUAAGUUUACGAUCUCAUAUCGCACUGCACACCGAGGAUAAUGCCAUGAAGGCGAAGAGAGGAAAACCGAUCAAUAUAGUUGUUCAAAAGGUGCAGAUUGGUGUCAAGCGUGGUCGUGCCGCAUACGGAUUUUACUGUUGUGCUCAUUGUCCAUUCGUGACGAGGAUAUGUGCGGAGCUCUGGAAACAUGCUAGGCGUCAUAUUGGGGCAUCGAAACGAUUCAACUGUUCUCUCUGUUCGUUUUCAUCGGUGAGCCUGGAUGUCAUGGAAGAGCAUCAACUCCUCCAUCCUGAAAGGAGUAGCAUUUAUCCGAGUCUGCUACAGACUUGGUUCGCUGCAGUUCAAAUGAAGGGCGUGCGGGCCGGUGUGUGUCCGUUCAAGACAACUGUCUACCAAAGAAUGUGGAAUCAUAAACAGAAGCACAAAAAGACGGCAAAGUUUGUGUGCAGUAAAUGUACGUUCAGCACUGGAUCAGAGAUGUGUUUGGAGGAUCACAUGAUCGUCCAUAGUGAGCCUAAUAGCGCCAUGGAUACUGGCACUGCGCCCAGUCGUUCGCAAUCCGCAGAUGGCAUCCGAAAGUCAGGCAGCGACGAAGUAACAACACCGGAUUCUCAGAAAGCAUCAAUGCUGGACGAUAGGUAUUCAUUUGCUUAUGAUUUCUUUGGUGGCGGGCUAGCGCACUAG
Messenger RNA from Cooperia oncophora, 1482 nucleotides. The record is from the annotation of a GenBank genome assembly. NCBI's taxonomy places the organism in Eukaryota, Metazoa, Nematoda, Chromadorea, Rhabditida, Trichostrongylidae.